This is a messenger RNA of Brachypodium distachyon (stiff brome), 1773 nucleotides long. Its product is annotated as 26S proteasome non-ATPase regulatory subunit 12 homolog A. The transcript has 11 exons. Gene Ontology annotation, cellular component: proteasome regulatory particle, lid subcomplex; nuclear proteasome complex; cytoplasm. Bases 139 to 1467 code for a protein of 442 amino acids. Lineage: Eukaryota; Viridiplantae; Streptophyta; Magnoliopsida; Poales; Poaceae. The record is from RefSeq and is a predicted model, not a curated record.
GAACCUGCUAAACAUUGAGCAAUCCGAUCGAGCCCGACUCAAACCUCAACGACCCCCUUCUCCUCCUCCUUCUCCUUCUUCUUCUUCUUCGGCGUCCUCGCCUCCGCCGCCGCUGCCUCCUCCCGCUAGAUCCCGGCCAUGGAGGGACAGGGGAACCUCGACGCGGCGAUAGAGUCGCUGCUGAACGUGGAGAAGCAGUGCAGGCUCGCCGGCGAUGUGGCCGGCACGCGGAAGGCGGCAGUCGACAUCGUCGAGCUCUGCCACAAGGAGGGCGCCUGGAAGACGCUCAACGACCAGAUCGUGGUCCUCUCCAAGAGGAGGGGCCAGCUCAAGCAGGCUAUUACUGCCAUGGUUCAGAGAGCGAUGGAGUAUAUUGAUGUGACACCAGAUGUGGACACACGUAUUGAGCUUAUUAAAACAUUAAGCAGUGUCUCUGCUGGAAAAAUAUACGUGGAGAUAGAGAGAGCAAGAUUGAUCAAAAGACUUGCAAAAAUCAAAGAGGAGCUGGGGCAGAUUGAUGAGGCUGCCGAUUUGAUGCAAGAAGUGGCUGUUGAAACAUUCGGCUCAAUGGCAAAGACAGAGAAAAUUGCAUUCAUUCUGGAGCAGGUCCGGCUGUGUCUAGAUCAUCAAGAUUAUGUCCGAGCACAAAUUUUAUCCAGAAAAAUCAGUCCUAGGGUAUUCGAUGCAGAUACAUCAAAGGAAAAAAAGAAACCAAAAGAAGGUGAUAAUAUUGUUCAGGAAGCCCCUGCAGAAAUACCUUCCCUCUUAGAACUGAAGCGCAUCUACUAUGAACUGAUGAUUCGCUAUUACUCGCAUAACAAUGAUUACCUGGAGAUCUGCCGUUGCUACAAAUCAAUUUAUGAUAUUCCAUCCGUAAAAGAUGAUCAGGCAAAGUGGAUACCGGUUCUUAGGAAGAUCUGUUGGUACUUGGUUCUGGCACCUCAUGAUCCAAUGCAGUCGAGCCUUCUCAAUGCUACGCUAGAUGAUAAAAAUCUAUCAGAGAUCCCAAAUUUCCGAUUACUGCUGAAGCAGUUGGUUACCAUGGAGGUGAUUCAGUGGACAAAGUUGUGGGAAUUCUUCAAGGAUGAAUAUGAGAACGAAAAGAAUUUUCUCGGAGGGGCUUUAGGCACCAAAGCAGCGGAAGAUUUGAAGCUGAGGAUCAUUGAACAUAAUAUCUUGGUUGUUUCAAAGUACUACUCGAGGAUUACCCUGAAGAGGAUUGCCGAUCUUCUUUGUUUGAGCCUACAGGAAGCAGAGAAGCAUCUUUCAGACAUGGUGAACUCAAAGGCCCUGAUUGCAAAGAUUGACAGGCCGAUGGGUAUUGUAUCCUUCCGGACAGCUCAAGACAGCAACGGCGUACUCAACUCAUGGGCAUCGAACCUCGAGAAGCUUCUUGACCUGGUAGAGAAGAGCUGCCACCAAAUACACAAGGAGACGAUGAUCCACAAGGCGGUGUUGAAAGCUUAAAUGUAGCCAUUUUGGGUUGGAUGGCCUUCUUUAGGUUUUCUGCCUUUCCUUAUGGUCUAAAUAUCACAAUCUGAGGACGGGUCAAACUAUUCUCUGCUCAAGCAUCACUCACCUGUGUUGCUUUGGAAACUAUUGCCUGACCCGGUCUUAAAAUACUGGAACCCCCACAGAAUGAUGAAUACUAUUUGCUGGUGGGGUACUUGGCUGUGCUUCGGAUUUCUCAACUCUUGUACGGAGUAUUGUCAUAUUAUUUGAAUUCUUUGACCACAGUUAGUCAUCUGCUCAGAACUAGAUCCAGUUUCUCAU